Cinara cedri is the source of this 11748-nucleotide messenger RNA. NCBI's taxonomy places the organism in Eukaryota, Metazoa, Arthropoda, Insecta, Hemiptera, Aphididae. The record is from the annotation of a GenBank genome assembly.
AUGGUCGAGUUAAAUUGGAUGGUCGAAUACGUCACGUUCGCCGUCAUGCUCGGCCUUUCCACGGCCGUGGGACUGUACUACGGGUGCGUGGACGGAAAACAGAACACCGUCAGCGAGUACUUUUUGGGCGGCAAACGGAUGUCCGUAUUUCCCAUCACCAUGUCGCUGAUUGCUAGGUAGGUACGGCAAACCGCGAUCGCUGUUCAAUCUGUCGUAAGACACGAACUGUCUCGGAAAGUGUCAACUUUAACGUACAACAGUCUCUAUUUUCGGUAAAAAAAACGGAAUAAAAACGCGAUAAAAUUAAAAAUCAAAUCAUCAUAACCGAGUUUUUAGUUGCAUAAUGUUCGUAAUUUGAACUGUGAAAGCUACGUUUUAUACUUAAUUAAAAAGAGGAAAAAUUAGGUACAACAAAUUCACAACCCUAUUACCAUAUACCCCUAUACAUUUAGAUCUAAUAGUUUAUAGGUAUCAUAGCAUUUUGGUUGACAUAAAAUAAUAACUGCAACAAUAUUAUUAUAUUUCAAAUCAGUUCGAGCGAUGUGGGUUUUAGGAGGAAAUAGUGUUCAGUCGUAGUGGUAAAAUAUCAAAAUAUCAUUCCAAAGUAUUGUCGAUUUUUCUGAUAGAAAACUAAUACAAACGCACGUCAUAUAUUGUUAUACAUUUAUAUUACUUCCGGACUCAUGCACGUGAGUUUAUCGAAAUCGUAUGGGAAAACACGUAUAUUCGUAACACGAGGUCUCAGUAAAACUAUUUUGUACGGGAACUUACGUAAAUAGGUAUUUAUUUCUAGUAUUGUAUACUCGUGUGUAAUUUUACAUAUUUAACACUUGUCGUAUACCUAUCUUUCGAUGGUACACCUAUACCUAUUUUUGAGAACUCAAACGAACAUAGAUGAAUCGGCUACAGAUUAGAUUUGGAAUAAGGCUACGUAUUGUGGAUACUCAAUAAUAAACGAUAUUUCGCACUAGCUAUUCAAAACUUCUUUAUUACAAACAAAAAAAAAAACAUAUAAAAACGGGUCUCUCGAAAACAAUACGAAUACACACAUAUGUGUUUCGAUCGAAAACUCGCAUUGCCGCGUUACCGCGGUGCUCGCGUUUUUAAAUAUUAUUUACAAUAUACUGCUUAUUUGCUUCAUUGGCUUACACAACAUACUUAACCUACACAACCUAUAACACCUAACCUUACUCAAUAAAAAUAAAACGUUACAUCAAAGCGAAAACCUUUUCGUGUAGCGCUUUAUUAUUAUUGUUAAUUUUUAAUCGGACAAAUUUAUCACUUAUUUUACGUUGAUGAUUUAGAUUUGUAUUCGGUUUUCAAUAAAUUAUUUUUAUGUUUUUUAAUAUAAUGUACCUACACUGAAAAAUCAAUAUUUACAAGGUGUAACGCGAAGAUCUAAUUCCUGAAAUAACUCUUGUCAUGUUCAAUAUUUUAAACUUUUUGUUUCGUGUAAAGAAACUUUGAUAUUUCUGGAGUUAUGCCUUAUGAUCUAAUAUUUACAUAAUUUAUAUAUUUUUAAAACUAAAACUAAAAAAAUUAUUUUUACAAGAAUUAAGAGACGAAUUUUAUAAAUAUAUUUUGAAAUAAUAUUUUAGUGUUACAAAUAUUUAUUAAUGACAAAUCUUUGAGUUUCUAAAAUUUUUUGAAGUUUACAAAAAUGUCUAAUAAAAUUUUUUUUUCAUGGACAAGUUAACUAAUCGUUUAAUUUUAUUUAGUAUUUGCAAUAAAAUCAAUUAAAAUUAUAUUCAACUUCAAUAAAUUUAAGAAUAUCAACGAUUCAUAUAUAUACUAAUAUUUGGCUUAAAAUAUAUUUGUAAAAUGUAUCUUGGAUAAAUUUUGGGAUUUUUGAAAACAGUUUGUUUGAAAGGCAAAAUAUUAAUUUUUAGAUAAAAAAAAAAAAAAACUGUACAUUAGAGGAAUCAUAAUUUCAGAAUUACAAGAAAAAAUAAUUCAAAAUAUCAAACGUAUCAAAAGUUAUUUCAGUUGUCAGAUCUUCGUGUCACAGCCUGUAUGAUGUAUAUAAUAUCCUUAUCUCAACGUAAUAAUAUAAUAUAAUAGCAUUACAAAUUAUUCAUUUAAUUAUUGUGUUUAAUCUUAUUGAUGAUCGUAUAGUGACUAAUACAAAUUUAAUGUAUACCUUAUAAACUGUAAUAUAGUUAGUUUAAUUAAAAUGAUUAUACUAGAAUCGGGAGUAAAUAUAACAGAAUUCACAUUUUGAGCAUAUUUUCAAAAUUUUUAUUCUUCUGGAUCGCGUGCAUAGGCAAACCAACUUAAAUGUGACUCACCUAUUUUUAACACCAGAUUCUCAUUUUACUCAUUUUUUCAUAAAUAAAAAUAAAUAAAAAUAGGCGUUAGCGUUAAAAAAAAAUUUUUUUUUGCGUACGCAAGUAUGGUAACGAUUACAAUUGUGUAGAUAAUUGGAUAAUUACAAUUUUUUUUUUUUUAAUUCUUCCUUCUUCUAAAAUAAAAACACCAUUUCAAUCCAAGUCCAUCAGGAUAAAAUAUUUUCUAAAAUUGUGUACGUAUUAGAGCUGAUAUAAUUUAAUCGAGUAGAAAACAAAGAUGAAAAUAAUGUUUUGACACACUGCAGUCAAACAAAUUUACAAUAUCUUAGAUUAUAAAAUUAUGUUAAAAAAUAAAAAUAUUGUAAAGUUAUCGUGGAUGCCCUUUCAACCGUUCGUUAUAUAUAUUAUAAUCUGAUAAUACACCGCACAUAACACGUUUUGUACAAGUAUUAUUAUUAAAAUGUAUUAACUAGACUAUAAAAUAGAUGCAUCUUAUAUUGUAAAAAAAACGUUAUUAUAGUUUUUUUUAGUUUUUCGUAUUUGAUGAGAGAAUUCUUGAAAAAAAUCGAAAAAUGACCUCUUAAGGUACCUCUCCACAUCGAUUUCUUUUCAGUAAAGUUGCUACACGUAAAAAUUAGAGAAUUUCUUCUGAUAGAAAAGUUUUCCACAGAAAAAAAACACGUCUUUGUAAAACCAUAAGCUUCUUCGCUCCACUCAGAAUCUAAAAAAUGAACAUACUUCGCACAUAGGUGCAGCCAUUGUUGUAGAUGGGAAGUUGAGAAGGUAGGAUACAGAAGAAAAUUUAAUGUAUUCUUGAAAGCAAUGAAAAUCAUAACUAAAAAAAAAAAAAAACGAUUCUGAGCGGAGUUCAGUUGACAGUGAUACUUAAGUAUAGACUAUAAAAUAAAUAAUAUAAUAUAAAGAUUGAUAGUUAAAGAAUGUAUUGAAAUCUAAAUUCAUUUUAUUUUAAGAUAUCUCGGUCUAUAGCAUUGCUUUCUCAAAAAUGUAUGUUUCCAUGACAACAAUAACUGUUUACUAAAGAUAAAAAUAAUACAAAUUUAAUAUUAACAAAAAAUAAAUAGAAACGAUUGCCAAUGACAACCUUAUUUUUAAUAUUUCAAUCUUUUUUAACCUAUAAAACCAGGUUUUCUUCACUUCGAAUAUUAACGAGAAUUUCAAAAAAUGACCUCUUUAAAUUAUCACCCAGAGAACAUUUCCUUUCAGAAAAGGUGCUAUACUUGAUAAUUGGAAUAAGCUUUCUGGUAGAAAAAGUGUUUACACCAAAAAAAAAAAUAAUCACCAUUGUAAAACCAAUACAUUUCUCGCUCCGCUAAGAAUCUAAAACUCAACACAAAAAGUUAAAAUUUUUAUAAUGGAUUUACGGAUUGCUUUCUAAUAAAAACAAAUUACAACCAAAAUAUGUAAAACUCUAUAUUAUUCGAGUUAAAUGUCUGUUAAAACUCAAAUCGUGCAAAUCUUGGUGACUUUUCAUUCAUUCAUCCUGGUCUUUCUUGGCCGUUAUUACCUUCUACGUAAUGAAAUACCCAUCGUAAUUAAUUAUUCUUUAUAUGUAUUUUUUUUAAUAAUAAUAAUAACUUUAUUGCAACAAUAAAAUAUCUAUAUAUUAUUUUACAAAAUAUUUUUUUAAUUUUUGCAUUAUUCCCUAUGAGCUAUAUGCUUGUGUUGAGAAAGCUGUUCUUAUAGAGAGCGUUUUAUUUAUUUAUAAAAGAUAUUAAAUUAAUAAAACAGAAAAAAAACAAAUUUUAUAAUAAAUUGUAUACUUACAUAAUAAAUAACAAAAGAUAUCGUAUAUAAAUAUAAUGAAAAUUACAUUACAUUUGAAAUUCUGAGUGUAGCGAAAAAUAUAUCGGUUUUACAAAGAUAUUUCUUUUUUAGAUUUCGAGUAGAGCGAAGAAGCUUAUGGUUUUAUAAAGAUAAUUAUUAUUUUUUUAUCUGUGCACAACUUUUCUACCAAAAGACUUGCUCGGAUUUCUAUGUAUAGCGUUUUUUCUGAAAAGAAAUCGGCGUGAAGAAGUAUUAAAGGGAGAUUAUUUUUCGAUUUUCUCGAGUUUUCUCAUAAAAUACAAAAAACGGGAAAAUUUACGAAUGAUAAUAAAUAUAAUUUACGAUUUUAUUAAAAAAAUUACAUAAAGCCUAUUUAAUUAUUUUACUACAAAAUUACAUAUAUAUUGUUGAUACUAUCAACUGAACUCCGCUCAGAAUCGUUUUUUCGUAAGCAAUGGUUUAUCGUAGCUUACAGAUAUACAUUAAACUCCCAUCUAUAUCCUAUCUUCCCAAUUUCCCACUUACACCAGUGACUGCACCCUUCCCAAUUAUUUUAUCUUUUUUUUUUAUACUGUGUACAAAAAUUCUACGUGCGAUACCAUUUCUGAAAGGAAAUAUUGUCCAGAUAGUACUUUUGGGAGGUCAUUUUUUAAUUUUUCAAGCGGUUUUCAUAAUAUCAACGAAAAACCAGAAUAAAAUGUAAGAAAACGAUAAAUUUACGAAAUUAUGCUUUUAUUAUUAUUCCAAUAUUGUUAUUUGUUGUAAGUCAGUUUAAAUUAUUUGUAGAGACUUGAAAUUUGGGUGAAAAAUUUAGAUUUGCCUUUUCUAGACAUGGUUAAACAUUUGAGCCAUUUCUAGGCUUUUUAAACAACAUAUUUUUGUUGAAAUUCAGCUAAAAAUAUUCGUAUCAAUUUUAUGAACUUAAAUAGAUAUAAAUUAAUUUACCCUUUAUGUCCUAAAUUUCCAACUUUUUACCAACAAUAGUGACUGCACCCAUUGUGCGGAAUAUGUCCGUCUUUUUUAAAAUUUGUUUAAUUGAUUUUAAAUGAACGACAUACAUUUAGACCUAAUAAGACCUGAUUCAGACCUUCUAAUACACUUUAUUGUAAUUACUUUAGUAAGAUUGGGUAAAAGUAUAUUAACAUUUUGUUUGUAUCUGGUGUUGUGCUCAUAAUCUAACCGAGGAAUUAAAUUUGUAUGUUUAUACAAAUCAACUAGAACCGAUAAAUUAUAAAUAAACCUGAAAUCCUUUACUUUUUAAAUCAAUAAAGUGCUAAUUUUUAUUGGUAGAUUUAGUUAAAAUUGUAUUAUACCAUUAAUAGUAAUAAUAGGUUUUGAUAAAAUAUUUUUAAAAACACUUCCCCAAAUAGAUAUACCAAAUAUAAAUAAACUGACUGUAAUAUAAUGUAAUAUAAAUUGUUCUUUUAUACGCAUUGUUGAUAUAUAUCUAUAUAUAUCUAUAUAUAUGCAUCUUUAAAAAAGUAGAACAAUGUAUGUAAAAUAUUAUUGAUGUAGUUAAUAUGGCUGUCCCAUUUGGACCUAGGCCUAGGUAUUUUACUUCUUUCACCUUAUCGAUAAUAAUACAUUUCGGUCCACAAGUUAUAUUUGUUUGAUUCGUCUCUAUUUUCAAGUAUGGACCGCUUAUAGAAUUUUUUUUUGUUAUUUUAUUACAGUCAUAUAUCCGGUAUAACGUUACUUGGAAUACCGUCCGAAGUCUACAGCUACGGGACCCAGUUGUUGAUUUUGGGCUUGCCAAAUGCCAUAGCCCUCGUCGCGAUAAUUUACGUAUACUUGCCAGUAUUUUACGAACUCCAGUUGACGUCGGUUUACGAGGUAUAGACAAUGCUGCAGUUUCUUUUGAGUUGUAUUAUGAUCAUUUGACCAAUUAUUGAAUUUCAGUAUUUGGAAUACCGAUUCGAUGCAAACAUUCGAGGAUUGUCGUCGUUGAUAUUUGCCAUAUCUCUAAUACUGUAUAUACCGGUAGUGAUUUAUAUACCAGCGUUAGCGUUCAACCAAAGUAAGGUUUUAAAUGAAAAAAAAAAAUAAAAAAUAAAAAAUAAAAAACUAGGGAUUUUGAAAAUUAUCAAACACAUUUUUCCCAAAUUUUAUAGGUCGAACUGAGCAAUAGAGUUGAGCUGACCAGUUCAAAAAGAUUUGGUUUAGGCGUUUUGGCGCAAAAUCAAUCGUAUCUUACUAAUAACCAAGUGUUAUUAUUAUGGUUAUACUAUAUUAGUAAAAUCACCAUGUGAUUAUCCACAGCUUAAUGCUUAGUAAAAUAAUGUGUCAACGAGUAUAUAAUACUUCUUUUCAAAACGGCAUAAAAUAAUAAAUAAUUUUGCUUUAUCAUAGUGAUAGGGUUUAGCCGGUUUAGAACAAAAUAUGGACGUGGCAGGUUUGACACGAAGAACAUUUGCAAUAUUUUCAUAGUAUUAUUACAGAGAAAUUGAUUUCAACUAUAUAAUUAAUAAUUAAUAAUUAAUAACUAUAUAAUUAGAUUGGUUUGAAGAAAAUUACGUAGGACAUUUAAUAGAAGUAGAAGAGGGUGACGUUUCCACGUACGUUUUGCUAAAUUAAAUUAAAAUUAAAUUACAAAGAGUUUUUCUAUUUGAAUUUAUUUAAUCGUAUUAUUAUCAUUUUAUUUAUUUUUUUAGCGGCCAAAUGAUCCUCGUAUCAAGCUGACCGCGUUCGUUUGUCCUAGACCCGCAGUUAUAGAUAAUAAUCUAACCAAUAAAUUUAGUAAGUCUGAUAAGACAUAGUUGAUUCUGCGUCAAAAACCAGAUAUAAAAAAUAAGGAUGUACUACGCACGAUGAGUGGGAACUGUUGUAGAUGAGAAGUUGGGAAGGUAGAAUACAGAGGGGAAUUUAAUAUAUUUAUAUAUUUGUGUAUGCAAUGAUUUAUCAUUGUUAACGAAAAGCGCUUAUGAGCGGAGUUCGAUUAUACAUAUUUUGAAAGGCCAUAAUAUGUAUGAUUUUAAAAUAAUAAAUUUCAUACAUUUUCUCGUUUUUCUUAAAUUUUUCCGGAUUUUUUCCAUUUAUUAUGAAAACUCUUGGGAAAAUCAAAAAAUUACUCCUUUAAAGUACCACGCCAGGAAAAUUUCCUUUUAGAAAAAGUGCUAUACUUAUUGAUACAUCGGAACAAGGUUUCUAGUAGAAUUUUUCUACAGACUAUAAAAAAAAAAACACAUCAUUGUAAAACCAAUACAUUCUUGGCUUCGCUCAGAAUCUAAAAAAUAUCAAGCUAAUAUUUUUCUAUUUGUCGAUGUUUAAAAUAUUAUAAUUUGCGAAGGUUAAUAAGAAGUCAGAACAAAAACUAAUAUAAUUUCCGUUUUCAUCGUGAUUAAUGAUAAUACUUUUUUUUUUUCGCAAUAAGAUUCGUACUCAUAUUUUAUCAACAAUUUCUUAUUUUUGUUUAAAAAAAAACCCAACACAAUAUUAUACAACUGAACAAUGAAAUUUAACCUUUUAUUUAUAAUAUAAUCUCAUUAAAAAAAUAUCGCAUACUCUAUAAGUUCAUACUUAUUUUUUGGUCACUUUACAGUUACAGGGUUAGACAUACAUCUAGUGACUAUAAUCAUGUGCGCGAUAUGUAUAGUUUACACGACGGUUGUGAGUAUAAUUUGAACAAAAGCUAUUGGUCUCGAUUUUAAUAAAAUAUAUUAUAAUAUAUUUGUACGUAUUUUUUAGGGCGGAUUAAAAGCGGUUGUGUGGACCGACGCGAUCCAGAGCGUGAUUACUGCUAUUUCGGUAGUUAUAGUGACCGUAUUGGGAUUGAUAGAAGUCGGCGGGAUUGGUAACACGAUUAGAGAUAACCAAGAAAACGGCAGAUUAGAAUUUUUCAAGUAAAUUAUUACGUAAAAGGCAUUUAAUAUUUUAAUCACAAUUAAGAUUUCACUUGUAUUAUAUUUGUAUAGGGAUCGAAAUGCCGCAAAUAAAGAUAGCGGGAAAUUAGUUUUUAUGUGAAACAAAUUUUCCAAAGUAAUGCCUUCCGGUAAACGACGCCCCUUCCCCUCAAAUAAAUUUUUCAUAAAAAUUUGGCGGAGUUCAAAAAGGGUUUUUGCCGUUGGGUAGUAUUAUUUUCGGAAAAUGUUUACUUUUUUUCUUCGGAAAUUUCGAUCCCAAUUAUUUUUUAUUAUAGAACACAACACAGCUGAUCGGGAAACGAUUUUAUUAAUAUGAUGUUUUAGAAUGGACCCGGAUCCGUUUUUGAGAAAUACGUUUUGGACCAUCAACGUGGGCACUAUAUUCGGCACGAUCACAAUGUUCGGUAUUCAUCCGGGAACGGUUCAACGGUUCGUAUCGUUGCCCACUCACGAUAAAGCCCGGAAAUCAUUGAUUUACUUUUUAAUCGGAGCUUCCUCGGUAAUGACAGUGACCGGUAUCAUCGGAAUGAUAAUCUAUUCAAUGUACAAAGACUGCGAUCCCGUCAAGGCAAACGUAAACAUUUGUCAUUUAUAAUAUAGCGUUUUCCAUCUGACUAUUACACUCGUGUACAACACUACACGUGGUCGUCACACAACGAGUGUAUCUGGUAUAAUAUGAACUGGAACGAGGACCAUUAUUAUGCGUGUAAUAUUAUUCAUCGGUAGAACACGAUCGCGCAUGUUUUUCGAUUGAUUAAAGAAUACUUAAAAAAACAAUAAAAUCAACACGAUUGCGUACAAAUUCGCGUGCAACGUUGUCAAAUGUAUAUACUAUAUACUCAAUAAUAAUUCAGGCACAAUAAUUUUAUCUGAACUUUAGAAUAUUGUUACUAAUAAAAUAAUUAAUUAAUUAAAUCAUAGUUAAAAGAUUAAUUAUUUUAAAAUACCUAAAUUUUUAAUUUCUGAACAUUUAUAAAAUUGUACUUUCAAAUAUUGCAAUAUAUUUGUAUGGAUUUUGUACACAUCAUAAGCCUUUACAAUAUUAUAAAUUCGAAUAAAAUACUAUUUUGCCAUUUUAUUUAUUUUCUCGUUGUUAAUUAAUUAUAUAAUCGGUCUGGUCUAUUAAAAUUUAAAAGCAAUAACUAUUUCCACUACCUACUAAACGUCGAUAAAAAUAUAUACACACGUGUGCCGAUCAACGACGAACUAAAGAGCAGAAAAUACCUAUAUAUUUGAAAUAAUGAAAUUUCCAGCAUAUUACGAUGCAUUUGAUAAUGCGUUUAUAUCGUUAACAAUAAACAUUCAUGGAAAAACGAAAAGUAUUUAUACAUUUUUUCUAGUUUACUCGUGUAGUAUAUACCGCCAUGAAAAUUGGCAGCAACGCUUAAAAUUUCGUACUUAAUCGUGUAACCGAAAAUCAGGUAACGUCGUACGCAAUCGUGUAGCUUAAAAAGGUAUCGCCGAUAACGAACGUAUGCAAAGAAUGUACAACAGUAAUCGUGCAUUAUCGUAUUGAUCACCAGGUCACGUACAAAACGAGUUGACACGACUAAGCCUCCAUAUUAUGAUAGAAUUUGCAUUAAAUACUAUAUCGAUUAUGGCAGAUGAAGGAGGCGAUGAAGACGGCAAUAAGUCUGAUGGAAAACGCUAUUGAAAAUCACCGGAGUUAUAAUUACUGGCGGUUUUACUGAAUUUGUUGCAUUAUUUCAGUAUGUCAAAAGCGAUGGAAACAUACUACCGUAUUAUAUUAUGGACGUGGCCGCAAAAUAUCCCGGACUCACUGGGCUUUUCAUUUCCGGUAUUGUAAACGCUGCACUUAGGUGAAUAAAUAUAUUCGUGAAAUAUUGUUACUUAGGUGUUUUUGAUUCGAAAACGAAACAAUUCCGAAAAAAGAAAACGGUAUUUUUCCCCUAGUAUCGCGAAAAAAAUGAAAACAUUGGAGCGUUUAAAAAUAAAUAAAUACAAUUUUAAAUAAAUUUACACGAUACAGGUAGUCUACUGUUGUAUGUAGGUAAUCGAGAAAGUAGGAUAUAUAUAUAUAUAUGGUUGUCCCAGAAGUAAUCUAGAAAUCAAUAAAAAAUGAACUAGAGUAGUUGCUGAAAACGUCAAAAACUACUUUUAAAUAAAGUAGCAUAAAAAAAAUCAACAUGCUUUGAGGCUUGCAAAAAUCAGAUUGCUUUUAAUUACCAAUAAAGUGCAUGUUUUUUGAGAAAGAACAAAACUUAUACUUGUAAAACAAAUAGCUUCUUCGUUAGUCACAAUAAUAAUAAAAAAAAAAGAUCACGAUUGUUCAGGAAAAAACCAAUUUUCAAGGUUUUUUCUUAAACAUUUAUUUUAUUUUUUUUUUCGAAUAUUUUUAUCUCUUUAUUAAAAUUUCGGUGUAUUCAUUUUUCAGUACAAUGUCCGCGCAACUUAAUACGGUGUCUGGCACGAUAUAUGAAGAUUUCGUCGUGAAAAUGACGACUGUAAGAGUUUCAGAUUCAACGGCGAGUAUUAUCAUGAAAUCCACAGUCGUAAUAAUCGGAUGUAUAUGCGUGGGUUUAGUAUUUAUAGUCGAAAAAUUAAAGGGAAUCUUGCAAGUAAGAUAUAAAACCAUGAUUGCAGAAUUUUGUGCAAUAACUGAAAAGUUCCAUUUUUCGGGGAUAUUCAUGUUUGGUUUAUUUUUAAUCGAGAAAAUUGUCCGCGAAAAAACGAGACAAUCUUAUUGUGCGUAUAUAGACUGCAUUUUUUAACCACGAUUAAACAAAAUUCUAGAUAAUUCUAGUCAAAAAAACAUGGAAACUAGCUCUCAUUUUGGAAGAAACGGUAAAAACUAAAUUUAAUAAAAUGUGUCUAUAAUGAAGAUAAAUUAAUUAUGUAGUCUAUUGUAUAGUUAUAGGAACACCAUACUUUUAAAACAUAUUUUUUUUAUUGUUUACGUGAUAAGUUUUGAAAAAUGGAGCUUUUUGGUUAUUUUAUAAAGCGACAUAGCAACAAAACCCACCAUUUUAAAGAAUAUAAUUAGUAUCGAUCUGUUUAGAUGGCGAUAAGUUUGGGCGGAGUAACGAACGGCGCGAUUAUGAGCGUAUUUACACUGGGGAUAUGUUUUCCCCGGGCAAAUACUAGAGUAAAAUGAUUUUUUAUUUUUUUUAUAUAUUUAUAUACUCUCAAUAUAAAAAACAUUUUUAUAAGAAAUUUUGAAUAUUUUUGGACGAAAAUUGAAUUCUGUUUCUUUUUUUUACACAUAGGGAGCAAUGUGCGGAAUGUUAGCUAGUUUGGGAAUAAUGACUUGGAUUGUUGCCGCUGCUCAAAACGCUAUUAUCAACAACGAAUUGAAGUUUGUUCAAAAGGACAUUUCGGUCGUCGGAUGUCCGGCCAAUACAACAUUCAAAAAUCAAACCGAUUAUUCCGGGUAAUUGAAAUAAAAAAAUGUCUAAAAUCCGUCUCAUUUGGCAUCUCAUAAUAUUCUUUACUGCGAUCUAGUUAAAAUUUCGUUUUUGAUUUUAAUCAAUUUGUUUAAAGUUAGAACAUAUUAUAUACAAUGCGGUUUUGUUUUAAGAUUGUAUCGUAUGAACGAAGAUGUGUACGUGAGUCCGGAUGUUUGGAAAAUCUAUACGGUUUCGUAUAUGCACUACAACACCCUGGGUUCACUCAUUGGAAUAACGAUCGGAUUAGUCGUCAGUUAUUUGUUUCCAACGGACCGGAAAAUCGAUUCAAAACUAUUGGCACCCUGCAUCCGGAAGUUCGUGUAUUCCGAGCGCAGCGAGCAGAAAAAGUUUAAUCGUAAAGCAUCUAUGACCGACGGAAAUCCGGUUGUUCAGGAUUCAAAAUUAUGA